AUGGGGCCCCCAGGCAAUAGGGGAUCAUGGGGCCCCUGUGUCCUUGCCCAAACUCAAAAAAGCCUAUGAAAAAAGGUACCAGGGGCAUCUCAUGGGGCCCUCUACUGACCCCGGGCCCUCGGGCAGUGCCUAGUUUCCAAAUGGUCAGUCCACCCCUGAUUUGGACCUUUUAGCAGUGAUAAUUAAAUUCAGUGUAGAUUAUUGGAUUUUUUUUGUACUAUAUAUGUGUUUUUUGUAAAUAGUUGCUUUUUACCCACAUGCUUUCCAGACACUUGUGCAUUAAACUCCAAUGUUCACGAAUACUGAUUGGGUGUAUAAUAUAUAUU
Molecule: messenger RNA, 326 nt
Organism: Staurois parvus
Lineage: Eukaryota; Metazoa; Chordata; Amphibia; Anura; Ranidae
Source: the annotation of a GenBank genome assembly